ACAGAUGCCACGUGUUCGGCGGACAGAAGUGGCACGAGGCAGUGGUGCGCAGCUAUAAAGGCGGUUGGGAGAGCCACCACUUCACCACCACCAGAGCCACCAUGAUCACCACCACCCCGCUUGUGCUACUGCUCCUGUCUGCAGGUGCUCUGGGACAAUCCUGCGUGGGCCGGUGUGGCGUGAAUGAUGGAGUAAGUUCCUGCCAGUGCAACUCUGUCUGUUCCAAUUUUGGUGACUGUUGUGGUGACUAUGAGGCCGUCUGCCUGUCAUGCAAAGACAGAUGUGGGGAGAGUUACCUGCAGUCAAAACCCUGCCAGUGCAACGACAAAUGUGGAUCUUAUUCCAACUGUUGUAAAGACUAUGAUGAGGUGUGUGGCGGUGGUGGACAAGGCGUGACGGAUGAUGACCUGCACACCAUCACGGAAGAAAUGUUCACUGCAGAGGUGAACAGCGUCUAUGACCAACUGACACUUGACUUCCAGGGGAAGGGGAAUUCUGGAGACUUGGCCCCCGGCCCACUGUUCGUGUCAGUGCCAGAGUCUGCACUAAGCGGCCCCACCAUAGCACCACUAAUGAAGGUGCAAGACAACUACAUCCCCUCAGUUUCCCAGGCGGAGGAACAAGAUGCGACCGAGAUAGCAGAACAGAAUGCCUUCUUGGACGCAAUCAUGAACACUGAAGUCAUGAAACUGGCUGAGACUUUCCUUCACUCCAAAAAUCUCUUGACGGGAUCUUUACGUGACAAGCUGGACGAGAUGUGGUUUACCCUGUACAAGCGCAAACAUGACCAGAGUUCUUCAGGCUUUGAACACGUGUUUGUUGGAGAACAAGAUGGUGGUGUGUCUGGUUUCCACAACUGGGUCAACUUUCAAAAGGAAGAAGCUGAGGGUGAUCUGAAUUACUUCAGCUGGAUGGACUCUAUAAAGCUUGGGACCAAGGGGGAAUUGCUCAUGAAUCGGUAUAAUUGGGAGGGUCACAUGAAGAACAUUGGCUCCAUGUUUAUCGGUACUUCACCGGAAUUGGAGAUGGCCACCUACACUGUGUGCUUCUUGGCCCGACCUGACAGUCUCUGCCCAGUCCAGAUGUCUAACCAACAGUUCCACGUACAAACAUGGACAAUCUUUGGCAACUUAGUGGGCAGUGCAUACCCCGAUAUUCCUUAAGUCUAACAAGCAUAUAUUGUCAGCUAUCACAAUUAUAGCUUCCUAUCAAACUAUUACA
This is a messenger RNA of Scylla paramamosain (green mud crab), 1221 nucleotides long. Its product is annotated as uridylate-specific endoribonuclease-like. The record is from RefSeq and is a predicted model, not a curated record. Gene Ontology annotation, molecular function: RNA endonuclease activity; scavenger receptor activity; polysaccharide binding. Bases 102 to 1163 code for a protein of 353 amino acids. The transcript is spliced from 7 exons. Gene Ontology annotation, biological process: immune response. NCBI's taxonomy places the organism in Eukaryota, Metazoa, Arthropoda, Malacostraca, Decapoda, Portunidae.